Messenger RNA from Mollisia scopiformis, 2385 nucleotides. RefSeq lists its product as uncharacterized. The transcript has 3 exons. The record is from RefSeq and is a predicted model, not a curated record. NCBI's taxonomy places the organism in Eukaryota, Fungi, Ascomycota, Leotiomycetes, Helotiales, Mollisiaceae. The coding region runs from base 1 to 2385 and encodes 794 amino acids.
AUGUCUACAAGUUCGGCUUCUAUCGUGGGGUCCGAUAUCUCGGCUUCAACAACUCCAACCUCGCCAACCACAACGAUCUCUUCGGAAGAUCAACAUCCUCAUGAGGCACCACCUUGGAUUCUACAUCACGUCUUACACCCAGAAUGUGCUGCCGAGCUACCCUUGACAACCAUGUUUAGCUUCAACUCAGGGCAAAAGCCAUCCUCCUUGAGGGACGCUCAAGCAUGGUGGCAAUUGGAUCCAGAAGGGCGCUUGCUCACGCAGGUUAUGUCUUCUUUCACAGAUAGUGGACCUUGGACAGAGGAGAAACAACAAUCAGCACAAACCGAGCUCGAACCUGUCCCCCUGAAUGUAACACAGCCCAUCGGCCACGCCCUCGAUCAUCACAUGAAUCCCGAGCAUGAGCCCCGACUACGAAAAGUACGAUUUGUAGAUCCACCACCGCCACCUGUAGAAGAUAGAUAUCUGAAGAAGCCGCAUGCGGAGCCAGCAGGAUUACCAUAUGAGUAUAUCAAAGACUUCUGUUUGAAGGCUUUUCCUGCCGAGUAUGAACAGGCCGACUUCAGCAACCCGCUCAAAGCUUUAGAUUAUCUACGCGAUCUGGAGUUCACGAGAAGAGCACAAUUACGAGCAGCAGGAAGAAGAUGGGGAAUUACAGAAUACACAUGGCAGGAUGGAUUGAAGCAAAACCCAAUAACACUGGCAUGGUAUUUGAGAAUGCAGCAUGUUGAGAUGGAGCUUCAAAAAUGGUUCGCGCAAAUGUAUGUCGGGCUACGUAUAUGGAUUAUGAUCAACGAACUCAAACAACCCUGGCUAUCGAGGCAAGAAAUCUUGGCAAUGCUCAAUACGCUCUACCCUCCCGUCAUCCUCUCAGUCCCGAGUGAUCAGAUCUCGAUUAAGCAACUACACUGGCACCGAAAAGUCAUAUUUGGAUGGAUCUUGGCGGUUGAAAAGGAUGGACCAGAGGCGAUUCUCGGUAUCGAAGACUCACUUCUCAAAGGAAAGCACUCAUGGCGAAAGAUUACUCUCAGCCUUGAGAAUUAUCUGAAGCACGCCAAGAACCAAAUCGAUUUCGCGCUGACCUUAGGCCAUGAAUGCGAUACUCUCCCAGGCGAGCCGAAUUUUCAUCGUAUUCUUCCUGCCAAUCUUCCUCACAUACCUCGACUUGAUGUUCUGGACGAGAAUGGUAAGAACCCGGAGGAUUCGAUCAUGAAAGCAAGAUGGGAAAAGGUUUAUGAGAAGUCUAAGAAAUCAGAUCAACAACCGGUCCAAUCCGUGUUUGAUGAAGGAUGGAGGUCUAGAAAAAUAGUAAAAUUCUUCUUCAGGUACAACGGGUCCCGAGAUAUAUUGACGUCCACUAUGCCCGAAUCGUCCAGCCCUACCAAUCCGGAAGGAUCGAGCCCCGUAUCCCAAUCUAAUGUUAAACCUGCCAGCCCAGAAAGGCCAAAGUCCCAACCAACCUCCAAACUUAAUGACGACGCUGAAUCCGAUACCAACGUAGACUACUCUACGAUCAUCCCACCCUGGGAACGUCCGUUUUUCUCCAAUGUCCAACCGAGCCUCAAACCCCUUGGCUUCAAACCCCCCAUCCUCCCGGAAAAUCCAGAGGAGGAUAUCUCCGCCCUGAUCCCGCGGCCCCUCUUCUUCCCGAACGCCAAACCGCUCGCAUCGGACAAUAUGGCCUUCCUAAAGUCUGAUCCCUUCGCUCCACCUCCACCACCGCCUCCACCGCUCGUUGUCCGACGCCACUCCUCGCUGAGUAACCUCACGUUGAGGGAUUCUAAAUUCCUACCCAAGACGGAGGGAGAGGAAGAGUCCGAGGGCCCGAAAUUAAGGAAGAAGAGAUCGUUUAUCCAGAAGAUGACUGGCGCGGGAAAGGACAAGGAGAAGAUAGCUGACCCGGUCGAGCCAAGCCAGGACUUGAAACGCAAGCCGGGAAGUCCUCUGGCAAACGAAUUCAAGCCAGAGCCAGAGGACGUCGCGGAAUUAAAGCCUAAGAGGAGCCUGCGUGAUCUGGUGGGCUGGAAAGCAACCAAGAGGGAGGAGAAGGAGAAGGUUGCCAGUCCACUGGCGGCGGAGUUCAAGGUGCAAGAGUGGGAUAAGGAGACCGGUGUGGCGGUGUUGAAGCAUAAGAGGAGUUUGAGGGCGUUGGUGGGGCGGAAUGGUAGGGGAAGGGAGGUGGAGGUGGAGGUGGAGGAUGAGGAGGAGGAGGAGGAGAUGAUUCUGGGAGGGGAUAGGGAUGAGGAGAAGAGUUAUUUUCUGGAGGAUGAGCCGAGUCCGAGGGGGAGGAGGGGGUUUGUUGGGGGACUGUUGUUGAGGAGGGGGAGUGAGGUGGGGGAUGCUGGUGCGGGGAAGAAUAAGUUGAGGAAGAAGAAGAGUUUGUGA